CCUACACAAAUGACUCAAAAAGAAGUAUGCCCUUAUCUCUAUAAACUCCCAUCGACAACCAAAACAACUAUGCUCUUUGGAUUCUUGUCUUUCACUGCUUUUAUGGCCAUCAUACUUACCCUAUUUCUCUUUUUCUUAUUUCUAUUUUGGAUAUGGAGGAGAACCCAAAACGCUGUCCCCCAAAAGAUACUCCCACCAAAAGCAGGUGGUGCAUGGCCUAUAAUUGGCCACCUCCACCUAUUAGGAGGGACGCAACCAGCUCAUAUAACCCUAAAUGACAUGGCUGACAAGAACGGACCAAUCUUCAGUAUCAACUUGGGCAUGCAUAGAGCUAUAGUAGUAAGCAGUUCAAAGAUAGCUAAAGAGUGUUUCACUACCAACGAUAAAGUCUUUGCCAACCGUCCAAAAGCUUUGGCGACUGAACUCAUGGGUUACAACUAUGCCAUGUUCGGUUUCAGCCCAUAUGGUUCCUAUUGGCGUUAUGUUCGAAGAAUAGUCACUCUUGGGGUCCUCUCAAAUCACCGUAUCGAGAUGUUCAAAUACAUCCGAGAGUCAGAGGUAAACACGGCCAUAAAAGAGAUCUACGAGUUGUCGGCCAAGAACAACAAUGCAUUGGUGGAGAUGAGAAGAUGGUUUGGCUAUGUAACUCUAAACGUUGUGUUUAUGAUGGUUAUAAAGAAGCGAUUUGCUUGGACUGUAACCAAGGAUGAGGAUGAAGGAAACGAUCAAUGUCGAAAUGCGAUGAGAGAAUUCGUUGUGUUGAUUGGGAGAUUUGUACCGUCAGAUGUACUUCCAUAUCUAAGAUGGUUGGACUUAGGUGGGUACGAGAAGGCAAUGAAGAAAAUUGCAAAAAAAUUAGAUUAUGAGCUUGAAGGAUGGCUAGAAGAACACAAGCAAAGAAGAAUUUCUGGGGAGGUAAAGGAGGGACAUCAAGACUUUAUGGAUGUGAUGUUGUCUAUUGUCGUUGACAGUGAGGAGAUUUCCAGUUAUGAUGCUGAUACAGUCACCAAGGCUACUUGUCUGGCCCUCAUCUUAGCCAGUACAGAUACAACGACGGUGACAAUGACAUGGGCGCUCUCUCUACUUCUUAAUAACCGAGAGGCUCUUAAGAAAGCCCAACAAGAAUUAGACCUCCAGAUUGGUAGAGAUAGGUUAGUGAUGGAAUCAGACGUGAAAAACCUAGUCUAUCUUCAAGCUGUCAUCAAAGAAACUAUGCGUUUAUAUCCCGCUGCGCCACUUUCUGUGCCGCACGAGUCUCUUGAGGAUUGCACUUUGGCUGGUUACCACAUCCCAAUGGGCACCCGUCUUCUUGUUAAUCUAUCAAAGAUUCAUAGAGAUCCCCAAGUGUGGUCAGAUCCAACCGAAUUUUGCCCUGAAAGGUUUCUUACAACCCACAAAGAUGUUGACUUUAGGGGCCAUCAUUUUGAGCUCAUACCAUUUGGUAGCGGGAGGAGAGUUUGUCCAGGAAUCUCAUUUGCACUACAAGUUAUGCAACUCACACUUGCUAACUUCUUACAUGCCUUUGAGAUUACGACAGUACCAGCAGAUGAACCAGUAGACAUGACUGAGAAAUUCGGACUUGCAUCCUUGAAAGCCACCCCACUUGAAGUCCAUCUCACUCCACGCCUUCCUUCCUCAGCAUAUGCAUGAUCAUUUGAGUAUACGUUAAAUAGGUACAAUAUUGCCAAGGAGUUUGGUAAUGAUCUUCAUGCACAAGGAGUAUGCGUAUAUUAAAUUAUUAUUAUUAGUUUUUUUUUAUUCUUGUUUUUAUUUUUAUUUCGGCGUGUUCGCUUGUAAAAGUACGUACCUAUCUUAUGGAUCAUGUACCACAAUUUCAUAAUUAAAGUUUAGUAAUUUCUUUUUUGAAAAA
Messenger RNA from Juglans microcarpa x Juglans regia, 1870 nucleotides. RefSeq names its product cytochrome P450 CYP82D47-like. NCBI's taxonomy places the organism in Eukaryota, Viridiplantae, Streptophyta, Magnoliopsida, Fagales, Juglandaceae. Bases 10 to 1650 code for a protein of 546 amino acids. Gene Ontology annotation, biological process: defense response to other organism. Gene Ontology annotation, molecular function: iron ion binding; monooxygenase activity; heme binding. The record is from RefSeq and is a predicted model, not a curated record. The transcript has 2 exons.